CCCAGUGGUGGUGGGCGUGGCCGCGGUGGGCUGUUCGAGCUCCCUCUGGAGAAGUGGAGCUGCCUGGGUUGGUCUGGGCCGUGUUAGUGUCGCUGUCCGUGGCGAUGUUCCCGUCAGAGGCAGGCGCCAGGCCGCGGACUUGCGAAGCCACCGCCUCGGAACGCAGGAAAUGGGUGGAAGUAUUUAAAGCAUGUGAUGAAGACAACAAAGGGUACUUAAGCCGAGAGGACUUUAAGGUUGCGAUUGUAAUGCUGUUUGGAUACAAACCCUCCAAGAUAGAAGCGGAUUCUGUGAUGUCUGCAGUAAAUCCCAACACUUCUGGUAUAUCACUUGAGGGGUUUUUAAAUGUCGUAAAGAGAAAGAAGGAGGCACAGCUCUAUCGCAGUGAGAUAAGGCACAUCUUCACAGCUUUCGACAUGCACUAUCGUGGAUUUUUAACUCUAGAAGAUUUCAACAGGGCAUUCAGUCGAGUGGCUCCCAAGCUACCCGCGAGGACAGUGCUGGAGGUGUUCAGAACUUCUCUCCAUGUGGUCUCCUGGAGCCCCAACCGGAAGUGUGAGAUCAAAGCUGUCUUCACACUCUAGGACACUGUCUGCCCUGCUCCCCUCUGUUGACAUUGGCACUGAUGGCACAAAGGUGGCGGUGGGUAACAUGAAUUACUUCGAGAAGCAGCACCAGGCUACAGUAGUGAUCAUUACGUUCUCACCACCUUGCUGGCAGUGUGUUUCACAUAAAAAUAUGCUGGUGAAGCAACACAGAUUAUUAAAUCUCAGUCCUCACUGUACAUCUUCCCAACAGUCUGGGCAAUGUCCAUAGGCCAUUUCCAUCACAUACGAAACCUGAUCCUUUGCACAGUGGCUGUGUGAGAUCUGAACUGGCCACUAUUUUAAUGGACCAUUGUUUUCAUUUGUAAGAGUGACUGACGCACAAACUACUGUUAUUCCGAGUGUGGUAUUUGGUCGGCAUUUUCUCAGAAAUGAUUGACGCGAACCUGUCAUUUCAACGAAAACAGCCGGCACUGUUUGUUGCCAAUGAUGGAAUUUGAGCCUUCGAGUGAAAAUGAGAAUUUGGGAACUUUGUGCACACCCUGGAGAGUCUGACAGUUUCUCAAUAGACUUUUGUGAUGAGUUCAGCGCUGCUAUUAACAGAUAUGAUUUUUAUAUUGUAUAAUGGAAUGUGUUAACAUUUCCAAGAGCUAUAUGUCAGUGAAUUAAUAUUUUUUGAUGACCAGUAUAGUAUGCUUAGGUGAAGGAGCCAUUGAGAUCCCUAGACGCCCCAGUAUGCUUUCCUGGAGUAAAAACAUGCAAGUUUCAUUGAUACUCAUCAAAAGUCUACAUUGUGGCUGGCUUUGAAGAAAAUACCACUUAUUGGGCUUCAGUGUACUGUAAACCUGUGUGUGUUUGUGUGGUGUGUGUGGGGGGCAUAUGCGUGUGUGCACAUGGGGGUACACAUGUCUGUGCACACAUGUUCAGAUGACAAAGAAGGGUGUCAGGUAUACUGCUCUCUCGCCCUCCACCUUAUUCCUCUGAGACCGGGUCUUUCAGUGAGCAUGGAGUGAGCCCCAGUAAUCCCCCUGUCUCCACACUCUCCCUCCACCACUGGUAUGACACAUGGUAGCCGUGCUCAGUCAUUUACUUGGGUGCUAUGGGUCUUGAACUCAUAUCCUCACGCUUGCGUGACCAACACUUUACCCACUUAGCCACCUAC
Peromyscus maniculatus bairdii (prairie deer mouse) is the source of this 1707-nucleotide messenger RNA. NCBI's taxonomy places the organism in Eukaryota, Metazoa, Chordata, Mammalia, Rodentia, Cricetidae. The record is from RefSeq and is a predicted model, not a curated record.